Myzus persicae (green peach aphid) is the source of this 1708-nucleotide messenger RNA. RefSeq names its product S-formylglutathione hydrolase-like. NCBI's taxonomy places the organism in Eukaryota, Metazoa, Arthropoda, Insecta, Hemiptera, Aphididae. The record is from RefSeq and is a predicted model, not a curated record. Gene Ontology annotation, cellular component: cytosol. Gene Ontology annotation, biological process: formaldehyde catabolic process. The transcript is spliced from 6 exons. Bases 440 to 1297 code for a protein of 285 amino acids. Gene Ontology annotation, molecular function: S-formylglutathione hydrolase activity.
AUCACUGAUGUUCAUGCUUCGGACUUUGGAAUGCUUUAUUACUACUCUAUUUAUCACUAUUUGGAUGUAUUCAUGUAAAUGGUAGAUCGUAGAUGUCCAUUGUCUACUUCUCAUCAUAUUAUAUUUACAUAUUAUUUACAUGAUAUUAAUACAUUAUAGAUCCUUAUUUAUUUCUAGACUUGUCAGGUCAUUUGCUAACUUCAUCAAUGUUGUUUAUUUAGUUUUUCUAUUUCUAUUUCAAUUUGUUUAUAUUUUGUAUUCUACUUGGGUAGGGAGUUCUAAAUUAUUUAUAUCAUUUAAUUUUGUAAUUGCCAUUUGAGUGCUUGGCUUAAGUUGUAAAUUGUCGGCUGUGUUUGUGUAACUACUGCCAAUAUUCUUGACACCACUGUUCGACGUUAGUCAUUAAUAAUAGACACCUACUUAGAAGUACCUAGUUAAAAUGGAUCUCAAGAUUGUUUCCAGUAAUAAAAGUUUUGGUGGCUACCAGAAAGUAUAUGAACAUUUUAGUCCUACAUUGCAAUGUAACAUGAAAUUUGGCAUUUACUUACCUCCGGGAGAAAGUGAAAAUGAAAAAUUUCCGGUAUUAUUUUACUUAUCGGGUCUUACAUGUACUGAACAAAAUGUUAUCACUAAAGCAGGAUUUCAAAAAUAUGCUGCUCAAUACAAAAUAAUUGUUGUUUCUCCUGACACUAGUCCUAGAAACUGUAACAUCCCUGGUGAAGAUGAUAAAUGGAAUCUGGGGUCUGGGGCUUCUAUGUAUGUAAAUGCUACCCAAGAACCAUGGAACAAACACUAUCAAAUGUUUACCUAUAUAACUGAUGAACUCCAACAACUUGUAUUAAAGAGUUUCCCAAUUAUUCAAGAAAAAAUAUCUAUUUUUGGACAUAGCAUGGGUGGGCAUGGAGCAUUAUUAUGUGCUUUACUUAACCCAGGCAUGUAUAAAUCAGUGUCAUUAUUUGCACCUGUUUGCAAUAUUUCUAAUUCGCCCACAUUAAUUGAUGGAUUGAAAACAUUAAUUGGAGAGGAAGAGGAAAUUCUGCAAAAAUGGGAUACAACAUUUUUAGUAAAAAAAUAUGAUGGCCCCGAAUUAGAAAUAUUAAUACAUGUGGGUACUGAUGAUGAAUUUUUAACAAAAGAUUUACUAAUUGAUAAUUUUGUGAAAGCAGCCAAUGAGUGUAAAGAUAAUAAAAUCAAGACUAAAGUAUUUCUUGAAGAUGGUUAUGAUCAUGGAUAUUAUUUUAUAUCAACAUUCAUUGAAGAGCAUUUUAAAUUUCAUUCAUCUAAAUUAUCUUUGUAAUGUAAUUUUACAUUUAUUUUUUUUUAAAUAAAAUAAUUUCCAUGAAUGUUAUUAAACUGUUAACAAUGUAUAAUUAAUAUUUAAUUAAAUACUUAAUUUAUCCCUUAGGCCAAACAAUUUAAUAGGGAAAUAUAAAAGCACCCUCCUAAACAAUUAAAUAGCUAUAUAAUUAAAUAAACUCUUAGUUUUUAUACUAAAACUACAUAGCACAUACCCAUAGAAAUGUCAAAUUCUUAACCUGGGUAAUGUGUUAUGAAUAUUAAUUUUACAUGUUAGUUUUCUAAUUAAUUGUAUUGUUCAAAGAUCAAAUGUAUUUCAUUUCUGUUAUUUUCUUAACCAACUAUAACCAUUUAAAACAUAAUCAGUUCAUUAAUUUAUUAAAAAUAAUUAAACUAUAUUUACACAUCAGUA